AGAAAGAAAAACCCGCCUUUUAACCCUGAGACCGCUCUUACUGGAGAACAGUUCAGUGCUGCAGUCUUACUCUACACAUUAUGAUGGACCUCGCCAUGUUAACAGCUUUAUUCUGCUGGAUCUCUGUCUCCGUCUCUGAGUUUCACACUGUGGAGGUCCAGUCUGGUGAAGAAGUCACACUGAUGUGCACCAACUUCACCAGUUCUACCAGUCACAUAUUCUGGUUCAGACUGGACAACAGACCCAACGCCACCUGCAUCUGCUCCAUGUUCACCUCUGAUGGCAAUGUUACGUUCUGUGAUGGAUUUCAAAAUGGAAAGUUUAACAUGACGUCCAACAUCACUACCCUCUUUCUCCAGAUCAAACAAGCAGAUUCAUCCGACUCUGGACUCUAUUUCUGUGGAUCUCACUGGAACAAUUGGUCAAUAAUUUUCAGUGCAACGUACUUAAAGGUUCAAGAAAAUCCUCAUGCAACAACAAGUGUGAUUCUGGGCGCUGUGACUCUUUCCCUCAUCAUAGCUGCCACCGGUAUAGCUGUCACAGUCAGCAAACUUCAGACAGCUGAAAAUCAAGAACAGAAUCUACAACGGAGUGAGAAUCUGGACUCUGGUGACCUGAAAGAUGCUGCACUGAGUUUGUGUUCAACAACAAUAAGAAGCAGGAGGCCUGCAUCAGUGAGAGAAGUGGAGUCUCAUGUUAUGUAUGCCGCCAGCAAAUAGACACAAGGACCUAAUGUAGCUACACCUCAUGCUGGAGCAGGAGCUGCAUCAUUUUGUCAAAAAACAAAAAAAAACAAUUUAGUUUUGUGAUAGAUUCUUCAUUCAUAAAAG
This is a messenger RNA of Seriola aureovittata, 830 nucleotides long. RefSeq lists its product as uncharacterized. The transcript has 5 exons. Bases 81 to 719 code for a protein of 212 amino acids. The record is from RefSeq and is a predicted model, not a curated record. Gene Ontology annotation, biological process: response to bacterium. Lineage: Eukaryota; Metazoa; Chordata; Actinopteri; Carangiformes; Carangidae.